GACCCGCCGCAGUACCACACCGCCAGCACCGCUUUUCGCGCAGCUCACUCGCGUCUUCGGUCGCACCUCUUGACGUCUCGGCUUCGAUCACUGCCAGCUACCUGACGCCUCUCAACGCAGGCCGGCGUUGCCUACCGUAGCCGGGACCCUCGCGCAUAACUCAAGCGGGGCGCGAUGGCGCUGAAGUUUCUGAACAAGAAGGGGUGGCACACGGGGAGCCUGCGCAACGUGGAGAAGGUGUGGAAGGCGGAGCAGCGCGAGGCGGACGAGCGCAAGAAGGUGGACGAGCUGCGCAAGCAGAUCGCGGACGAGCGCGAGGCGGAGGAGUUUCAACGACUCAGGGAGCAGGCGGGGCUCGUGCCGCUGCAGCAGCGGGUGGACUUCCUCUAUGAGUCGGGGCUCUCCACCGGCAAGGGCAUGGACGGCGGCGCCAUGGGUGCCAUGGGCGGGCCGUCCACGGACGAGCUGAUGUCGCAGAAGGUGGACUUCUCGGCGCCCAAGCAGGGAGGCGCGCCCGACAUCUCCAACGUACGGCUCACGCUGGGCGUCCACUGUCCCGGGCUCUCUGUUCGCCGCGGACGGGGGAGCGGGUGUGGGGGGGGGGAGGAGGAGGCGGGGCCGGUGGCGGUGAGUGCGAACGAGAUGUGGCGGCGCCUGCACUCGGACCCGCUGGUGAUGAUUCGGCAGCGCGAGCAAGAGGCGCUGGCGCGCAUCCGCAACAACCCCGUCAAGAUGGGCAUGAUCAGAGCGCAGGCUGAAGUGGAGAAGGGCGGGAAGAGCAGGAAGGAGAAGAAGAGGGAGAAGAAGGAGCGAAAGAGGAAGCGUAAGGAGGAGCGGCGGGCGAGGAGGGAGAAAAAGAAGCGGCGGAAGCAGAGCGACAGCGAGAGCAGCAGCAGCGGUGGUAGCAGUGAAGAGAGUGAGGAGGAAAGGCGUGGUAGGGGCAGGGAGGGGGGGGGAGGGAAAGGGCAGCAGGAGAGUGAUCGGGUAGAUGAUGGUGGUGAGAUGGGCAGGAAGCAUGGCUGGGAUGGUGGGAGAGGGACGAAGGAACCGGAUGUGAGGGAGGAGAGGAGCGAUGGGGGUGGCAGAGAGGGGAGGAUGGAGGUGUGGAGAGCGGUGGGCGGAGAGGGUACAGGGAGAGGGGUGGGCGGAGAGGGUACAGGGAGAGGGGUGGGCGGAGAGGGUACUGGGAAAGGGGGGGAUGCGGUUAGGGAAGGCUUUGGGCGAGGUGGGAGGAGUGAUAGGGUGGAUGGGUGUGAGAGAGAAGGGAGAGAACAGAGGGAGAAGAGGGAUGCUUGGGAGAGGAGUGAGAAAGAGAGGGAUGUGAGGGAGAGGGGCGAGAGGGGAGGGGGGGAUGAGAGGGGGAGGGCUGUGAGGGGAAGCAGUUAUGUAACGGAGAGGAGUGAGAGGGAAAAGGGGGAGGCGGGGGGGAGGAGGGUUGAGACAGAGAGGAGGGGUGAAAGGGAGGGGAGGGAUGAGACGGAGAGGAGGGGCGAAAGGGAGAGGAGGGAUGAGACGGAGAGGAGGGGUGAAAGGGAGAGGAGGGAUGAGAGUCUGGUUGGGCCAUUGGGACGAGGAGAGAGACGGGAGGAGCAGGAGAGGGCAAUGAGGGGAGGACGAGGAGACGACGACAGGCAUGAGAGAGCGCAAGGGAAGAAGAGGCACGAGGUGCAGGAGCAGAGGGACGAGAGGGAGCAGAGGGAGCGGAAUAAGGGGCGUGAGGGAGGAAGCUACCAUGGUAGUGGUGCUGGCGGUGGGAGGGGCGGAAGGGAUGGAGGGCGGGACAGCGAUGGAGGGCGGGCCAGGGAUGGAGCCAGGAGUGGAGGGACGGACGGAGAGUGGGAUGGGCGUCGAGAAGGGAGGUUGGGGGGGAGGCGUGAGGCGGUGGAUGCAGAGAGGAGCACGAGGCAGCGGCACGACAGCCCUUCAGAUAGCGAGGGUGGGAGCGAUGGCGCGGGCGGGGUAGGCGCUGACAGGCGUCCAGCACAGCCCGCAAGGGAGGGUGCGGAGAGGAGUGCUGGCACAGCAAGAGGAGGCACGGACGGGGAUGAGGAGCGUGCAGUGCCACUGUACGGGCUCUCCUUCCACCGCAUGGCGCCACACACCGCUCCCCCUGCAGCCGCACCUGCUGGCCCUGACUCUGGUGUUGCUGCAGGCAAGGCAAGGAACGAGGCGCCUGGGCAGAGAGAAAGCGAGGGGAAGGGAGGGGCGGGAGCCAGCAGAGGCGCUGGCAGUGGCACAGGGAGUGGUAGUGGCUCCCAGCAGAGGGGGGGGGGAGGGCGGCAGGGGCGGCAGCGGAUGACGGAGGAGGAGAGGCAGCGGCGGCUGGUGGAGAUGGAGGCGAACGCGCAGGCCGUGGAGGGGGAGAGGCGGGAGCGCAUCCAGUGGGCAGCGCAGAGGGAUGCGCGCGAGGCGCAGGGGGAUGCUGCUGCUGGCGCCCGUGGGACCUUCCUCCGGGAGGCGCACAAGGAGGUGUAUGGCGCGGGCAGUGGGGCGGCGGGGGAUGCGGCGAUGCAGGCAGCAGCGGGGGCGGGUAUGUCCAUCGAGAGCAGCAUUCGCCGUCGCUCGCACUUCCUGGAGAAGGGCAGGGGCGAUGCCAGUGCGUUCAGGAGAUGACACCUGAGGCGGUGCGGUGGGGCUGCAGCGUGUGAUAGGAGUCCUAUCACGCUAUCAAACUAGACUCCUAUCACGCUAUCAAACUAGGCUCCUAUCACCCUAUCAAACUAAGCUCCUAUCACGCUAUCAAACUAGGCUCCUAUCACGCUAUCAAACUAGGCUCCUAUCACGCUAGUGCGUUCAGGAGAUGACACAUGAGGCAGCGCGGUGGGGCUGCAGCGUGGCUUGGCUUCACAACGCCAGAGGCUGUGUCUGUCUGAUCGGCCAUGUGUUCAGUUCAGCAAGUCAAGAUGUCGCCAGCAGCCAUGGUGUUUUGCAAUGCUUGUCUUCUCGCGUAUGGGAAUUCUAGUGUUUGGCUCUAUGAUUCAGACAAGUGAAUACCACAAAGGACAAAACAUGGGGCAUGCUUGACAUGGUGUUUGGUAUCAAAAGAGAACUGAAUGAUUGCAUAGA
Molecule: messenger RNA, 3066 nt
Organism: Closterium sp. NIES-67
Lineage: Eukaryota; Viridiplantae; Streptophyta; Zygnematophyceae; Desmidiales; Closteriaceae
Source: the annotation of a GenBank genome assembly